AUGCCUAUCCUGUCGCGUCGAAAGAAAACGACCGAUCGGCCACUCCAUGCUAAAACCGCACAACACGGCGGUCCCGACAACGUGAUCGUCGAAGUUGGUCCGGAAGGCCUCAAGUACCACGUGCAGGCGGCUUUCCUCACACACUAUUCCGAAUAUUUCUCGAAAGCUCUGAAUGGACCCUGGAAGGAGGCCGAAGACAAAGUGGUGCGGCUGGUCGACAUUGACCCUGACGUUUUCAGUCUCUUCAUUGAAUGGCUGUAUACCCAGAACAUGCCUAGUGACGAAGUACUCUGGGCGAACAAGUUUGAUCCAGACGACAACAUGUGGAAGAUCCAGCUGUACGUGUUUGCCGACAGGUUCGCUGUUCUUUCUUUGCGAACAAGCUUGAACCGGAAGAUAUCCCUUGAGGAUUUCUGGACCCAUGCAGCGAUUAUCUACGCCUUCGACAACCUACCACCCACAGACCCAAUCCUGGACCUUUUUGUGGAUCUACACUAUGCGACAUGGACAUCUCCGAAGAGAGUUCAAAUGGAUCCGGUCACGAUGCACAACUUACCCAAGGAUUUCCUAAUACGUUUCUACCAGAGGGUGGGCUACGAGUGCAAGAGAGGCACUAUCCCUACGAAGAACUUCGAGCUCGACAGAUGUAGCUAUCACGGCCAUGUGGACGAUAAAGAGAAGGCUUCUUGCUGGUAUCGCCACAUGUCACGGACCAAGAAGCGUGUGAUGUCUCGCCUGGACAGGGUCAAAGUUGACACUGAUGAUGAUGACGACGGAUGA
Messenger RNA from Alternaria triticimaculans, 780 nucleotides. RefSeq lists its product as uncharacterized. Gene Ontology annotation, molecular function: protein binding. The transcript has 2 exons. NCBI's taxonomy places the organism in Eukaryota, Fungi, Ascomycota, Dothideomycetes, Pleosporales, Pleosporaceae. The coding region runs from base 1 to 780 and encodes 259 amino acids. The record is from RefSeq and is a predicted model, not a curated record.